GCACGCACUAAAAACUCAGGCUACCUCUAUGUUUUGCUUAAAAAACGCAGGAGGGCUGUGCACAGGUGUGAGACGGCAGACGGUGACAACCUGCUUAUACAGAAGGACGACAAGAGGCUUACCUCAUCAUCGGUUUAUUUCCACUUGACUGCAGCUCGGCAACGAGCUUGUUAGUGGAUUUGCCUGUGCAUUGGAUGACACCCUGCUGUCGGAAGACAGUAAUUUAGCAGCGCUACAAUGCCGUCUCUGCGACACUCCUACACGGUAACAGUACCGGAGGAACCGGCCGCUUUCUCGUUAGACAGACCGGAUCUGCGGCGCAAGGGUUCUUCGUUUUCCCGGUCUGUGCUGGUGUCCACAUUCAUGGGUCUGAUCAUCAACCAGGCCAAGAAUAAAAGUCCCCAGGGCCUGGUGGGACUAAGAAACCUAGGGAACACAUGUUUUAUGAACUCCAUCGUACAAUGUCUGAGUAACACUCCGGAGCUGAGAGAUUACUGCCUGAGAAACAUCCAUCGCACAGACCUCAACAACAACUGCAGGGAUAACGCUGCUCUCAUGGAAGAGUUUGCUAAGCUGACUCAAAGCCUUUGGUCAUCUGUGAAUGAGGCCAUCAGUCCUUCUGAUUUCAGGAACCAGAUCCAAAGAUAUGCUCCCAAAUUUGUAGGUUGCAAUCAGCAGGAUGCCCAGGAAUUUCUGCGUUGCUUAUUGGACGGCCUCCAUAAUGAGGUGAACAGAGUGACAGUCCGUCCUCAGGUGUCUGCUGAGGACUUUGACCAUCUCUCGGAUGAUGAAAAAGGCAAACGGAUGUGGAAUAUGUACUUGGAGAGAGAAGACAGCAAAGUAGUGGAUCUAUUUGUUGGACAACUGAAAAGUUCUCUAACCUGCUCAGUUUGUGGCUUCCGCUCCACCAUGUUUGAUCCUUUCUGGGACCUAUCCAUACCUAUUGCACAGAAGAGCUCAGGUGAAGUGACACUCAAAGACUGCUUGAGACUCUUUACAAAAGAAGAUGUGUUAGAUGGAGAGGAGAGACCUACAUGCAACCGAUGCAAAGCCAGAAGGAAAUGCACCAAAAGAUUCAGCAUCCAGAAGUUUCCUCAGAUCCUUGUACUUCACCUGAAGCGUUUCUCCGACUCUAACAUCCAAGCCAGCAAACUUUCCACUUAUGUCAACUUCCCCCUCAAAGAGCUGGACCUGCGGGAAUUUGCCUCAGAGAGCAGCGAGCGUGCUGUGUAUAACCUGUACGCAGUAUCCAACCACUGGGGAAACACUUUGGGAGGCCAUUACACAGCAUACUGCAGGAACCCUGCGCUGGGGGAGUGGUACAGCUACAACGACACCAGGGUGAGCCCAAUUUCCUCCAGCCAGGUUCGCAGCAACAACGCCUACGUCCUCUUCUAUGAGCUGGCCACCUCCCCACACAGCAAAUAUCAGACGUGUCGGCUUUAGACUGUGGAGGAGUGAUGAGCUGGGCCUAAAAAUGAGUUUGACACUGCCUGCCAGGAGAGAGCUCACCCUAGUGGAGAGAGUCCUACUUUACCAUUACAAACUGUGAAUUCUCAACACAAAGCCAAGCUGCUGAGGGGACAGCCACCUGUUGACGUUCAUCUUAAUGCAGUUUUGAGAGGAAAAGGAAACGCAUUUGAAUGUGAAUGUGCACAUGUGCAAGCACAUUUGAACUUUGUGAUUUCAAGCCGAGCUCAAUAUGUUGAGUAGAACUGAACUGACACUGGGAAAAAAUUACUUCUACUGUCAAAAGGUUAAGAGUCUUGGUUUAGCUGUCAGUCAAACCUAAAAUGCCUGUUUGGAGUACGAGAUCUUUUUCGUGGUGUACAUGCAGCUGUGGACUCUGGCUCUAGACUAUGUUUUAUAGUUUGAUAGUUUCUGUAUUUUUUUGCAGUUUGAACAUGGACUAUUAACCCUAAGUACAUUAUUAAGUGAGGACACUGUAGAGACUUGAAUAGUGUCACACACACUGACUGCAGGAUAUAAAUUAUGCUAUUUAAAUAUGAUACCAGCAAGUGAAAGUGUGUACUGUACUGUAUUUCAUUUUACAAAGCCUUAUGGUUUUCUCUUGUAACAGUGGAAAUCCACUAACAGAAAGAGGAUGUUCUACGUCAAAGCAAAUUUUAUUUUUGUAGAGUAUUUAUAGGCAGUACCAUGAAUAUGAAAAAGGCAGACAUACCAAAGCAGCUGUGCAAAAAAAAUGCUUUAGCUAUAAUUUUUCUUGCAAUACUGUUGACAACUUUACAUCUAAGUCACUUUAGCGCCUAUAAAUUAUUGAAAUUCAGUGUCAACUUACACAGAAUCAUGUGUUAAUUAUUUUAACCCAUUAUACAGUCAACCAUAUGAGCCAACAGAAAUCAUAUUCUAUGUAGACAAUCAACCAGUCCACCUGGGCCACCUGGGAGCAGUAGCACAAGCUAAAACACAAACAUAUUAUCACCUUUGUAAAGCUGUUAUGGCAAAUGUUAGACAAACCGUAACUAUAACUGGUCAUUCGUGCAGCAUUAGAGAUG
Molecule: messenger RNA, 2516 nt
Organism: Monopterus albus (swamp eel)
Lineage: Eukaryota; Metazoa; Chordata; Actinopteri; Synbranchiformes; Synbranchidae
Product: ubiquitin carboxyl-terminal hydrolase 2-like
Exons: 12
Coding region: 238-1446 (402 amino acids)
Biological process (GO): protein deubiquitination
Molecular function (GO): cysteine-type deubiquitinase activity
Source: RefSeq, a predicted model, not a curated record